AUGGCCGAUUCUCACACUAAAAUUUCGCUGGCCAUCCGAAAAUUGAUCGUUGAUUUGAAGGAAGAUGGUAAAAGCCUGUCCGAAAUUGCAGGAACUGUGAAUCGCCCGCGAUCUUCGGUGCAGUAUGUACUUCAGAGCUUCAAGAAAACAAAAUCUCUUGAGACUGCUCCCGGAAGAGGUCGCAAACCGAAGCUUACAGAUCGUCACGUUCGCAUACUUUUACGUGAAAUCAAGGAACAUCCUAAACAGAGUGCUCCUAAGCUUGCAGAUAGCCUGUUGCGGUACGACAACAUUAAAGUUAACCCACAAACAAUACGCAAUGCCCUCCACGAUAAAGGAUAUCGAGGAUGCGUAGCGCGUAAAAAACCGUUCAUUUCUGCUAAAAAUAUCAAAAAGCGGUUGGAAUACGCUCAAUAA
Molecule: messenger RNA, 417 nt
Organism: Topomyia yanbarensis
Lineage: Eukaryota; Metazoa; Arthropoda; Insecta; Diptera; Culicidae
Exons: 1
Coding region: 1-417 (138 amino acids)
Biological process (GO): DNA transposition; DNA integration
Molecular function (GO): DNA binding
Source: RefSeq, a predicted model, not a curated record